CGCCCUCUGUUUACUUUUCGUACUCCACAUUGUUGUUCCGUUCCUCAUUGUUCCAUUGUUCCCUACGUACCCUUCCUGCAGUGCUCCGACAGACCACACUUGCCCAGCGUUUAAACUUACUCGUGUAGCAAAACACGCGCAAAAUAGCAGCAUUUCUCCUGUGCGUUUGCUGUCGUAGUCACCGCGUUGAUGCAAUCGGUUUCUUUCGCCGCGACGGCGUUUUGUCUGUGCGAGGAAAGGAGAACGCUAGGGCCAUGCAGAUUGUGCGAAGCUCGCGGAUAUCAUCCAGGAAAAGUGUGCACCGAACAAACGUACACGGCAGUUUGAGUAAACGGCCUUCCUUCCCUCAUGUUUUUCUUUUCCCCUUCUUAUUCUAUCGUCACGGAGGUCAUUGGAAAGAUGUUGCAUAGCGUAAGCGUGGUAGCGUAGACGCAUACGGGAAGUCGUUUUUGGCAGCAGGAGUCGAAUGUGUUUGGCGACUCCGUGUGACGCUGUGAUCGACCAUAACGCUUUAAAUACGUACCUCUGUACGAGUACAUCUCUUCCAGAAAAAAAAAAAAAAAGUUGUGCAAAUAUGUACCGUACCAAUGGCAACGUUUGUGCGACGAUUAAGUGGGGACGAGACGGCCGGAAUACAGUUGGGGUGGGGGGGGGGGGGGGGCGAUCUGAAUGAAAUAUUUGUGUGCUUUGAUUGAACACAUUGUCUCAAGAGGUCGCCACCAGCGCUUGCCCUUGAGUACGCGCCUUCCUGUGCACGUCUAUGCCAGUACGUCUGCUCAGUUCGGAUGACGAAGUAUUCAUUUUUUCCUUAAAAUCUGGAAAGGGGCUUCCUUCAUAUGCUUUCGAUUAGCUCUCUCUAUCUCUCUCUCUCUCUCUUUUCGUUUUUCUUUUUUUUUUUUCCGGACACUGACAUUGUGUGGCGGGAGCGGAAAUAAUCUCCUGCUAUUAGGGAAGUGUCUCGCUCAUAAUGCGAUGGUGUUAGUGCUAGAGUCGUUCAGUCGAAAAAUACGACGCCACACACGAAAACAAUGGUACAAUUUUAUAUACAGCAAAUAAUACUGUAGCGAUUCUCUUUUAUCGGCAAAUAUUUGCCUCAAAAUUUCGCGGAAAAACGUCAACAUCGAGAAAUACAAUACCACAGUGCACCAAAAGGUAGCAGAAGGCUCAUAAAAUGAAGCUACAAACAGAAAGCUAAAAAUGAAAACGACUGAAUGCAUUUCGUGCACUGGAUGUCCAGGGUAACUUUUACGUAGAUGCUUGUUUUCGCGUUCAAACGUAACAGCCGAGCUGGACUUUAUGUUUUGUCUAUCUUUCGUCAGGUCUGAAGGCAACAUCUGUCGAAGUAAUAUAUGGGGUAAUUGUGUGUAAAUACGACUGCUAUAUCGCCGCACUUAUCCGUAAAUGUGGCUCUUGUGAAGCUUUCUCCGGCAGAUGUUACCUUUAAACGUUAUGAAAAAUGAAAAAUCGGAACUAGCACGGCAGUUUCCAUUGUUAGCGUGACAGCAAGACUGUUUGCUGUUGCGAGGAUACGAGUUCUUUUAUAAAGGUUACCGUGAUGAAGAAUAAGAUGGCUCGUAUUAUUUUUUUUUUUUCGUAUCUUUUUUCGGGGGGGGGACAAAGACGUUACUGUACAGCCGUGAAGGACGCGAACAAACGUCUUGAGAAUGUAGUACGCCAACCAUGCCGGGGUGAGGGCGUGGCCGUCGGUUUGUUCUGGUGGCAGUGCGGUACUUGUUUCGGAGUUUACUUCCUGCUGGCUUCUGGGAAGCAAUUGGCCGGCCGCAAGCUAGUUCUCGAAGCAUAUGUUUUUUUCGCCUCCUGUUCGUUUCGCGCCUUUUCGUGUGUAGAGUGCCUCGGUAGAAGCACCUAAAGCAAGGCUUUAUCGAGGCUUCCCGAUGUGUUUGUCGCGCCGUGUCAACCCGCUAACACCUGGACAGACGCCUGCCUGUUUCUGACCCUUUGUUUCUUUGAAAAAUGGAAUAAAUGUAUUGUUUUGUGGUGUUGACAUCCGUCUUUCUUCGUAUAUCUUUCAGGGCGCGUUUAGUUUAGAGGAAGGUAAGCGGGAGCAAGAGCUAGGGAAGUAAGGGGGGGGGGGGGGGGGGAGGGUGCUGCACUUGAGCAGUUGUUUAAUACGUUAGCAUACUGUACCAUUCACUCGUCGGGUUCGAAACGGCGACCACUGGCGGACGCCUUAAUCCAAAGGCGUCCGCGCUAUCUUAAUUAAAAUCGGCCGAACGCCAAUCUGGACACCGCACCGUCCGAAAGCGGCGGCGAUGCGCGUUUUGAGCCGCAGGCAGGAAAGGUGAGUAGGUACGUCAGAGGUCACGUGAGGGAGUGGAGUCAGCUCCAAAGAGUGGAGCAGGCGAAGCGGAUUGAUGGGAGAGGAUGAGGUGCGCUGGUGGUGGAUAGACGGAAGGAAAGAACAAGGAAACGAUUCCCGUGAAGUCGUGGGUGGAGUUUCAUACUGAGGUCGGCAAACAAUCGUCGAAUGAUAAAAGAUGCGCUAUUGCCGAUGUAUUAAGCAGGCGAUCAAGUGUAGCAAGAUUUCAUUUUCUUUUUCAAUUAUGGUGUACAAGACGUGGGCGCUUUAUAUCAUCCCUUAGCGAAGGUGAACCAGACAGCGACACAAGUGAGUCACGAAAACUAACUCUUUAUUGGGCGAACUUGAGCCCAGAAAAGCAACACGCUGAGCAGAACUAUAACGGCGAGCGUAUACUCGUCGGUCGUCGAAAUUUUCAUCUCCGGGUCAAGCGCGUCGGCUAUAUGUAGGCGACUCGUCGUACAAUCCAGCGUAAUAGUCGGCGCUCGCGUGCGCGUUCCAGAAUGUGCAACACCAUUCGCGUCGCGCAUUCAAUCGGAUCGGACUAAUUUCGGUGACAUCAUUCGAGAAAGUACCGAUACACGAAAGCGCGCCACCGCCGUGGCGGCUUAGCAGAUAUGGCGGUAUACGCUGCUAUAAGCACUUGGUCGCAGCCGUUUCAAAUGUCGGUCGCAUUUCGGCGGGGGCGAAAUUGAAAAAAAAAAAAAGAAGAAACGCCCGUGUACCGUGAAUUGGUAUCGCGGUAAACAACCCUCAAGUGGUCAAAGUUAUUAGAGAGCUUUAGGUUAGGGGACGCAAUCGGCUUGCGUACGCAAGAACUAGGGGCCAUGGUAUUGCGCGUACGCAGACCUCCACGUCUCGGUCUGCGCAUGCGCAGCACCGUCGUAGCUUGCGUCACCUAACCUAAACCUCUCUAAUCUGGAGCCGCCUCUAAGGCGUGCCUCGUAAUCAGGUCAUUCGUUUUGGUACGGAAAACUCCGUAAUUUAAAUAAUAGGCGCCCCUGUCGCUGCGCGAUAACGUAACAUUUGUUAAGUGGAGAAAAAAACGGUCAAGCCGGAAAAAGAUAAUCAAGUACGCCUGUGAAUAUGAAAGAUCGGCAGCAGCCUAUUUGACAAGCACCACAGGACAAUCGCCUCUCUCCGAGGGCCGCAACUUUUCUAAUGAUAUCAAAUGUGCAUCGAUUUUAUUAUUACUAUUAUUAUUAUUAUUAGUAGUAGUAGUAGUUGUAGUAGUAGUAGUAGUAGCACUAGCAGUAGUAGUAUAGGAGACCGGAAAACACCGCUUGGUAUCUGGUUACGAAAGGAGAUUUUCUUUUCUUUUUAUUUUUCUUUUUUUUUUUUUAGAAGUUGCAGACUCCAGCGGCUUGCUUACUCUGAAGGGGCUAUAUGGUAUCCUGUAGUAGUAGCUUGUUCAGAAUUGCCCAAGCGCAUAACCUGAAUACACUUGGUACACAAAGCCGAUAGGGUCCGCUAGCUUUCAGUUGACUUUCCUAAAGCUUACUAACAUCAAAGCCAAGACACCCGUGUGCCACAACGGCCUCGUUUGGUCCAUUAUAGUGUCAAUACAUGACACUAAUUGCAGCACCACCUUCGACGAUCGUCAUCGCGAGUCAUUUAUUUAUUUAUUUAUUUAUUUAUUUAUUUAACAUACUUUCAAGGCCAAAGGCAAUACAGAAAGGAGUGUGUGAAUAUGACAGAAAACUUGCGCAAGAUACACAGACAUACAUGAUCACCUCCCCAUGAUCAUUAGCGAGUCUCUAAUCGGAGCGUCCACGCUUUCGUCCCCGCCUGGGCUGGGCGCGGCAGUCGCCGUUAAUUCUGCUGGCCAUUCGUCUUGUCCAAUUACCGUACGGACGACGAUAUGCACUCCUUAGGCCGUCGUCAGUUCUUCCCUUACACUUAUACUGCAUUUUCUACUGCUGCUGAGGUCAACUACCGUUGCCAUUCGUGUCGCCCUUGCGACCGCAGCAGUUGGGCCCGUACGUUCGUCGUAAGCGCACAGUGCCGGUUUUUGACACAAUCGAUUAUUGUUACCAUCAGUACACAGCUGCUACUCCGGCAAGGCAAGAGAGAGAGAGGGGGGGGAAGCGGGAAGAUAGAGAUGGUGGAGGAGGUGAAACAUAGCGUGAAGGUCUACCCAGAACCUUGUAUAGACCUGUGCUGCCUAAGUUGAUAGACCAUAUGCGGUUAUCACCCGGCCAAUGCAUGCAAGAUGUACAAAGCUGGGCUGCUGCUCUUGUCCGUCGACUCGACAGCCAACCGCUGUCAGAUGACGGCAUACUGGGCCCAAUUGGCGGGAUCGUAUACCUAGUUUUCAGGACCCCCAUCCGAGCCACCAUGGAGGAUGCAGAGGAAACUCGGUUUCGAGAGUUCUCGUACCACUCGAUAGUGUGCAUUGUGAUUGCGCAAAAGCAGAGCAUACAAAAGACUCCCGUUAGGACGAACCCGGUUAAUCCGAAUAUUCGGAUAUUCCGAAUACUGCAAGAACGUUCGAUUUGCUUCUCGCGGAAGGAAAUAAAGUCCAUGUAAAAAAAAAAACCGCCCAUUCGGUUAAGCCUAACCUCCUCAGCCGUCACACAAUGCCUUCAACUAGACUCACUGUGAGGUCUGAAGUUAUCACUCCGAGCAAAGGGUGUUUCUGUGCGCAUAAACAGCUACGCCAGUGUGUCUAACGAUGUGCACAUUUGGCAUCAUAGAAACACAUAAUUGAGGACGUCGUCGGCAUAAAAAGAAGGAGUUUCCUACAAAAAUUACCGGAGAUAACUCUCGCACUUCUAUCGUUCGGCUACAAGGGGAACGAAGGUUAGUAUAUUUCGUACUUAUGGCUUCAAAAGUUGUGGUGACGCUAUUUAUUACUAUUUGUCUUUCUAAAUGUUCGAAAAGUGCCAGGCUACUAAUCUCCCGGCACUCUUUUUCAUGUCUCGUAUAUAGGCUUUCUUUUAGGCUUGAGAAAAAAAUAAUUGCACAACACGUAUUGAGCAACAGAAAGCUGGAUCGUGAAUUUUUCCGGAUGGUCUACAAGUUUCUCAUGGCAAAUUUGCUCUGAUUAUCUGAGAAAUUAAUUAAUUAAUAAUAACUUAUAAUGUAAUUAGGGGAAAGGAAAAAGGAAAGAUAGUCUCGCUUGGUCCAAGCGACGGUAAAUAACAUUACCGUAGUUCUUUCCAGCUACGUGGCACUUGCAUAACUUCUUUUUUAAAUUUUGACACAAGUUACGUGGGACACACGGUAUAUUUUAACAUUGCAAAACCAUAAUUAGUUUUUCUUUUUUUUUGGGGGGGGGGGGGGGGUGCGACAGGAAGGUGUCGGUGGUUGUGCUCACUAGGAAGGUGUCCUGUGUUGAAAUGUAAGAAAGAUUCGAGAGAAAGAAAAGGUCAUUUUUGGCCAAAUAUCUAUUUAAGGAAACACUCUUCGGUCAGAAAGUUCGGAUGUAGGCACUACGCUGAACCGCUCAUAAAUAUUGUCGCAGUUAAUGAACAACAAAACAGCAGCAACAAUGUGUAGCGAUGACUGCCGUUUUUUGAGUAUUCGAUGCAGUGUCGUUGCCCCAAACAAGGGAACAGUCGCUCAAACAUGAAAAUAAGAAAGUCUUUAUACAGCCUAGCUUAGUCUUGACAGGUAAUGCAUGCCUAUGCCAGAAGUGACAUCGACACCACGAGAAAGGGUGUGGCAAACUUGUGUGACAUGGGCAUUCCAAGAAAGUGUGGAGGCCAGGUGACUAUAGGGAGAAAGUUGAACAAGGGAUUAAAUUCUUGAAAUUCUUGAAAAGAAAAAGAAAAAGCACGCAACGUGACUCUCUGGUCACUAAAUUAAAUUUCAUUACUCCAUAAUUACGAGGACCGGCGGCAGAAAAGUACACAAAGGACCGUCAUACCACGUUGAUUUUGUUGAGAUCUAUUCUACCACAAUUCGGCACGAAAUUAUGCAACUUUGACACAUUUAUUGACAGUCCGUCACAAUUCCUGACUCAAGGGGCCUUCAAACUAAAAUGCUCGGAGAAGUGAACGUCCGGGCCCCUGUCUCAACGGCGCCGCAACUCUGACGCAAUAAAAACAAAUAUUUAGUGGCAGGGUACUCAACGCCCCGAGUUAUGUGUUGCACACAGUGCCGCCUUCCGCGGCCUUCCCGUGUCCUAGCGGUGCUCUUCACCCUCUCUUUCCCUAGACGGCGUGGAGUGUCUUUAAAUAUAGCCGAGCGCGCGCCAGCACCGGCGAGGAAAACGAAAAGCAAGAACGGCCGACUCACAGAGCGAGAAAAUUAAGGAACAAAAAAAAAAUACAAUCAAGCUUGAAGGGCCAAGGUCGAUGACGCGAAUAGACGGCUUGUGCUGCUGUUUACCUCGCUAACAGCUCCGGGACGCGGCUCUUGUGAUCUUGAAAAAACGGGCGUCCCUGUUAAGGGUAACAAAAGAAAGACGGUUGGGAGGAAAUAUUUUUUUGCCUACGGAAGUGGAGAGAAGUCGUACGAGAGAGAGAGAGAGAGAGAGAGAGAGAGAGAGAGAGAGAGAGAGAGAGAGAGGUGUCGGCGUUUGAGCGCCGAGUUGUGAGGACUCUUCUCGGGGUUCGGCGGUCCACAACCGACUCGGAUGGAAAACUUGCCGUUCAACUGGACGUGCGUGAUUGUUGUCCCGGUGUUCGGACUUCGCGUCGUCCUGGAUUAGCUAAAGGAGUGCUUCUAGCCUUACGCUGAGUCCGAGGAACUACAAACCAAGGUUCAAGCUCCGCCGCGCGCUCGAGCCCCGGUAUGCCUCGCCGUCCGGUCGUGGGCUAUUGGAACGUGCGCGGCCUGGGCCAGUACAUCCGCAACCUGCUCGUGUACAAGGGCGUCGCCUUCGAGGACAAGCUGUACCGGUUCGGCCCGCCGCCGGACUUCGACCGCUCGCACUGGCACGGCGAGAAGUUCUCGCUGGGACUGCAGUUCCCGAACCUACCCUACUACAUCGACGGCGACGUCAAGAUCACCCAGAGCUUGGCCAUCAUGCGCUACCUGGCCAGAAAGCACGACCUAGGCGCCAGGAACGACGAGGAAACCCUGCAGCUGGACUUCCUCGAGCAACAGUCCAGAGACUUGGCUUGGGGAUUGGCUAUGACUGCUUUCAACCCGACUUUCGAUGAGGCCCGGAAGAAGUACGAGGAGAACCUGGUGAACGUGCUCAAGCCGUGGGCCGACCAUAUGAGGGACUGCACGUGGGCCUUGGGCGACAGGCUCACCUACGUGGACUUUCUGCUCUACGAGGCCCUAGACUGGAACCACGAGUUCAACGCGGACGCGUUUGCCGGCUAUCCGGAGCUGCAACAGUACCUGAUGAGAUUCGAGGAGCUGCCCAACAUCAAGGAGUACUUUGCCUCCGAGAACUACAGCAAGUGGCCCAUUCUUGGACCCAUGGUUAAGUGGGGUCACUUCAAAGAGUGACUACUUGACUUCGCGUCCUAGUAUCGCCCAUUUACCGUGACUUUUUCUGUUUGUUUGUGUUUUUAAUUACGUUUUGUUGGGACGCCGCCUUAGUUCUGGCGUACUGUCAAUACACGAACAAUUGUAUGAACU
This is a messenger RNA of Dermacentor andersoni, 7861 nucleotides long. Its product is annotated as glutathione S-transferase-like. Lineage: Eukaryota; Metazoa; Arthropoda; Arachnida; Ixodida; Ixodidae. The record is from RefSeq and is a predicted model, not a curated record. Gene Ontology annotation, biological process: glutathione metabolic process. Gene Ontology annotation, molecular function: glutathione transferase activity.